Messenger RNA from Caenorhabditis auriculariae, 10716 nucleotides. The record is from the annotation of a GenBank genome assembly. Lineage: Eukaryota; Metazoa; Nematoda; Chromadorea; Rhabditida; Rhabditidae.
AUGGUAGUUAGAAGACUUUUAAACAAAUAUUACUUCAUUCGGCGCAGGUACUUCUAGUAUUUCUGAUUCAUCUGGAAUAUCAGAAUCCAGAACGACCUCCUGUGCGUUUUCGAUUGGAUCGUUCAGAUCAGUCCGGUGACUUUGCUCAGGAACCGUAAGUAAGGCAGAGGAUUGAAACUUCGACGGACACUGCGGACAAGUAUAAUCCCCUGAGAGAACUUAUUAAAAACUCGAAAGUGACUUCUUAUUAUUUGAUGUUUAAUUUUACCUUGUAAAUGUUCGCAUUUCAAUUUUCUGAUCAUUCUUUUCGAUUCAGAGGCGGUCCUAUCGUUCGUGUCUUAGCUCCAGGUGCCUCUUCAGAUUGUCUUCCCGCUGUUCAACGUCGCAGUCUUUUCGGGACAUUUCAGAAACACCCUCAUUUUAGAGGGUUAACACAAGGUCUCUAAAAAGAGUGAAAACAAAUGAAUACAUUUUUUUUCGAUAACUAUAAUUUUUUUCAAUGUGAAUAAAAUGAUUAUGUUAAUGAAAAAAAUUGUUUGGGUGAAUCUUGAGAACUGGAAAUUUAUCAUUCGAAGUUUAUUUCAAAAUUUUAAGUUGAAUAACAAAAAUUGAAAACAAAACAGUUCUUGUAAAAUGAAUGGGCAGAAAUUUCAUAAAUAAAUUGUUUUAUUGAUUGAAAAGGUUUUCACAGUAUCGAAAGCAGGCAAACAAAAAUCGAACAACUUAGUGGACAUACGUUUUAGAAACUCGGGCAAAACUGGAAAGCUCACCAGCAUAGGUAAAACGGAAAAGUUCCUUUGAGGAUCCUCAAAGGAACUUAAGAGGAAGAUAAAAAGCUUCCUCUAAAAGCUCCUAAAAUGAUGUAAAAAAGCUUCUGAGCACCUUUUUCAUAGCCAAAAGCUCCCCAAAAGCUUUUCUCAAAAAAAGACCUUGAAAGGGUCCCCAGCAGAUCUUUUUUACAUCAUUUCAAUUCUUUUUUGCGUCUUUUUCACAUCCUCUGACAAAAAGGAUGCUGGAAAGCAACUAAAAAAAAUUCGAGCGGAUUCAAAAAGGAUCCUCUGACACGGGAAGUGCGAAAGGUCGAGGUAUUGGAAUUUAAUGAAACUUGGUAUAUAGGUACUUCCGAACACCCUGAAUCCAAAACAGUUGAAAAAAAGUGCGCCUUUUUGGUUUUAGUCGAGUUAGGCCGCCUCAAAGUUUGCUCGCAAAAAUUGCAUUGGAAGGGAGGAGGGAAUGUGUUGCGGCGGCUAACUCUAGCUGCCAGCAGGCGGCGUGGUGUAGUGGCUAGAGGCCUUACGCUGUGAAACCUAUGAUGCAGGUUCGGUCCCUUUUUGGUGGAACUUUUUUUUGCUAUGAAGUUUUUCGAAAAAAUCGAUGAAUUUUUGAAGAUAGAACGAAAAAUACCGUUCAAAGUGUUAAAAUUCACUAUUUUAUGUCGUUUUGAGAAAGACUUUCAACAAAAAAAUUUUUUAGUCUUUUUUUGUCCUGCUCUAUGCAGAAAAUUUGGGCGUCGAGAUUAUUCUUGCGAGAGUUCAUAGGUUUGUGAUAUAAAUAACAACUUGUUGUAGUUCUAUGCUUCUAUUCUUAUUCAUCAAACGAUUUUUUUCUUCAAAGGUGGCGGUUAGUUAACCCUUUUCCUUGUCUUUUUUUCAUUCCCUGCAGCAUCGCCAUAUCAUCUCGAUUGUGAAAAUAAAGUGAAGCUGGACUUUGAUACACAAUUUUACACACAUAACGUCAUAAAGGAAGGAAGGAAAAAAGAAUAAAUCUCAUAAAACUUUAAUUUUAUUGGUUCAUCAGAAAAUUUUUUGAAGGAAUGGGUCGACCAUAAGCCUUAUGGUUAGGCAAGGAAAAAUGGAGCAAAAAAUUUUUUUGUCGAAAUUCUUUCUUAGAUGGGCAUAAAAUGGUGAAUUUCAAAAAUUUUGAGUUUUCUUUCACUCCAUCAUCAAAACUUCCUCAUUUUUCAAAUAAAAAAAAUUGGCAAAAAAAAUUUGACAAAAAAAAGACCGAACCUGCAUCAGAGGUUUCACAGCGUAAGGCCUCUAGCCACUACACCAGGCCGCCUGCUGGCAGAUAGAGUUAGCCGCCGCAACACAUUCCCUCCUCCCUUCCAAUGCAAUUUUUGCGUGCAAACUUUGAGGCGGCCUAACUCGACUAAAACCAAAAAGGCGCACUUUUUUUCAACUGUUUUGGAUUCAGGGUGUUCGGAAGUACCUAUAUACCAAGUUUCAUUAAAUUCCAAUACCUCGACCUUUCGCACUUCCCGUGUCAGAGGAUCCUUUUUGAAUCCGCUCGAAUUUUUUUUAGUUGCUUUCCAGCAUCCUUUUUGUCAGAGGAUGUGAAAAAGACGCAAAAAAGAAUUGAAAUGAUGUAAAAAAGAUCUGCUGGGGACCCUUUCAAGGUCUUUUUUUGAGAAAAGCUUUUGGGGAGCUUUUCAGUUUUGCCCGAGUAGAAGCUUUUCUCAAAAAAAGACCUUGAAAGGGUCCCCAGCAGAUCUUUUUUACAUCAUUUCAAUUCUUUUUUACAUCUUUUUCACAUCCUCUAACAAAAAGGAUGCUGGAAAGCAACUAAAAAGAUUUGAGAGCAUUCAAAAAGGAUCCUCUGAGGCUAUGAAAAAGGUACUCAAAAGCUUUUUCACAUCAUUUUAGGAGCUCUUAGAGGAAGCUUUUUAUCUCCCUCUCAGGAUCCUUUAAGGAUCCUCGAAGGAACUUUUCCGUUUUACCUAUGUGUAUACUACUAGCAAGUACCCUACUCGUAUUCCUUUGCGCAACAGCGUCUCCAAUAUCUUCAGGUCCAAGUAGGUGGACCUGGAGCCCAAUGGCUCGUGUAUGGCGGCAGGGGCGGUCUCGGCCGACCACGCCCUUCGAACUGCCGCAGCUCACAUUCUCGUGCUCCUUCGACGCGAAUGGCCGGUCCCAGCAAGAAGUCGAAGCCGUCUUGGCUCCUCUACGGCCUGCUGGCUAUCGUCCUCGCCGUCGGAAUCUGUACUGCAGUCGUCAUUUAUCUGACUCUCAUUCGACCUCCGAACUAUGGACCAGACCCUCAGAUCAACAGCAGCAGUCUCUUUCGUCCUAUACCUACUACUGUUACCGCUAAUCAAAGUUCUGCCGGUGGGUUUUUAAUGAUAUAUAUAUAUAUACAUAUAUAUAUAUAACUUUCAAAUUAUAUCUCAACAGGAUUGUCGAAAGUUUCCCCCACAAAACCUCAAUAUGGUUCGCAAAAACACAGUGCGAAAUAAUUCGUAUUGAAAUUAAUAAAAAAAUGAUGUUUUCCUCUUUUUUUCAAACAUCUUUGUCAACUUUUUAUGAAAAAAAGUCUUUCGAGAAUAGUUUAAAAAAAUCUCUCAUAAAGCAUUUUUUUUCAUUGUUGCUUUUUGAAAAAAAUUUGACGGUUUUUUUAAAUGAUUUAUAUAAAAAAAUAAAAAUAAAGCUUAUUGUCAUUUUUUUCUAGAAUAAGUUUUAACAAUCUGAAAUGAUCCCACACUUGCUCCAUACUUGCUUUAUAAAAUAUGAUGAUCAGAAACAUCGACGACAUCUGAGACCACGUCAUCGGUCCCUCUGACGACGUUGCUGACGACGACGACUUCUGCAACGACGGAGACGAGCUCGGCGGCUCCGUCGACGUCGACAAGUCCAGUCGAGAUAACCCUCCCGGUCAACAUCGACUCUCUUCUCAAAGAGUACUCCAAGAACAAUGAGGUUUCUACCUCGCUUGGCGGCGGCUGAUUCAGUUCUGCAUUACACUGUUUCCGCACUUGUUUUUCAUUUUUUUUUUCUCUGCUCUUUCACUUAUUUCAUUAAAGCUAUGGACAUGUAGAAAAAAAUAUGAGUUUUUUUUUUUAGAUAAUCGAGAAGUGCUCCAAGAUCGCGACGAAGCCUGUGCUGUGCCGUCCCUCGAAUGAGCCGAUAAGGUAAGAGUCACUUGUGAAGUCUCUUUUUUGCUCAAGGCACACAGUUCCCACUUGAGUGAUACCACUUUUACGAUGCCGCUCAGGCGUCUGACCUACAAAAACCCACUCAAAAACGGAGUAUUUCAGAAAGUUUUUGAAUCUGGAAAAAAAAAGUAAAUCUUUUAAAUAAAACAAAUACUAAAAGCUCAUUCCAGAAAGAACAGCUAGAAAAGGUGUGUAUUCCGAAACAAAACGAUUCCAACUUGAAUAUUGAGCAUUUUCUUGUUUCAAAGUAGUUUUCAUAACUUGAACCGUCUUUAUAGAGACUUGAACGCGUCAUCUUUCUCGCCGCUCCACUAUACUCUGAACCUGACGGUCCGUUCAGUGCAGCCAACUUUCCUCGAAGGCGAUGCCUCGAUAUUCGCCAAGACCAAUUUUCAAGGCAACCUGGUAAACUCACUUCACUCUGUUCUGUGAGCAGGCGGAAAGUUUUGCAGAUCACUCUCAAUGCAGGACGGCUCCGCAACGUCGAGAACGUGAAGAUCAUCAACUGCGGCAACGGUGAGAGCCUUUGUUUGUCUGAUGGGAUCUCGGAAAGAAAACUGGGACAGGUGGAAGACAAAUUAGCAUGGCGCUUGUCAUUUUGCAUGAUGCGCCCGAGUGCUGCCAAUUUGUUGCUUCUUUUUUUCGUUGUAAUCCUCGCCCGAGAGUGCACCUGUGGCUUUUCCAAUGACUAGCAUUUGUGCAGUCGUCCACGAAAACACGCAGAAGAGCUUAUUUCUUCCUGUUUACUAAGGAAAAACAAUUUCUGCAGUUUUGAUAUGAUAUGUUCAAUGCUAGUUUGAAACAUCAGAAAGAGUUCAGACUUAGGAAAAGUUUUUUGGGUUAAUAUCUGCAAGUUCUAGUCGAAAAGGAAAAAAAUAAUAAUAUCGAAUCAGUUAAGGUGAGCAGUGGAGUUCUAAGAAAAACCUAGAGUUUUUAUCAGGCUGUCGAAAAGUUCAACUCAAGUGCAAAAGAUAUUGCGGCGAAAAUCUAUUGGAACUACCGUGUGCAGAGUGCUGACAAAAUAAGAAUAAAAACGAUUUUUGAGCUCAACUGUCUCAAAAAGUGUGAAUUCGUUGUGUUUUGGCACGUGGAAGCCAUCGGCGGAGGUCGUUAUGUCGAAGGCAUAAUGGAUGCCUGACGGUGGAUGAGUCAGACUCCUGCCGAAGUCGGCGGCCUCAGACAGCUGUUCGCAACGCGAUACCUCUGGACUCUUUCCUCUGCCGCCAUUAACAGUUUACGGACGAAGACUCGCUUUCACGUAUAAAAAAGCGACGAGACCCGAUAACAAAUCGUCGGUUGAGUCCUCCGUCCAGGCUUCACGCAGUAAUCGGACCUGCAUGACAAUGAGAUUAGCAUCGGCGAGUCCGAUCCGCUACAAAAAGACCUAAUCCACUUGUUGCUCUUAACCCCGGUCAAGCGCAAUACUCGGCUGUUUUUGACAAGUGAUCCAGGCGAUUAGGUACUCGUAGAAAAGUUUUGAUGUUCAAAUCUAUCUUUACAAAGUUUUUUCUCUUAGUUUUCCCGGAAUAUCAUUUUCAAAAAGUCGCGAAAAUGCUUUAAAUUCGUUUUCUGCUCUUCGCUGUGCAACUUCAUCACAAUUACUGAUACGAGUGAUUAACUUUAGCGGGUUUCAAUGAGAAGAAACUUGACUGAAGAACGAGGUCAAUCUUUUUUCUGACUCCAAUGCUUCUUCUCAAAAUGACAAAGGCACGGAGGGUGUGAGAAGUUGCGGCCGGCUGAGUGCUAACAACACGAGUAACCAUUAAUCAAAGCCGGAUGGCCAUACGUCACUUGCCGUUCGCCUUACAAAAACUCUCAUCCUGGGACCAAGCUAGCCUGGACCGCACAAACAAGUGGGAGUCUUGCAGGAGAAACGGUUUGUGUGACUCGAGUAGAGCAUGACUCGGCGCAGGGGACGCUGUCGUUGCUCAUGGAGCAGACGAUCGAAUCCGACGCCAUCCUUCGUCUCGACUUCAACAACUUCAUCUCUGCCGACAACACCGCUCAUUUCUAUAAGCAGGUAAAAUGAAAAAGUUGCUAUACAAAUGAAAAUAAUCAAGUUGUUCAGGAUAUUUUUUGAAAAUCGCUAGGAGAAUUCAUAUAAGGGAGCUUCUCACUACAUAAAGGCUUUAAAAAUAGAAAACUGAGACCACGGGAUGAAUAUAUCUAAACGGACUAAAAACAAUUUUCGAUCUACGAAAAAAUAAAAAAUUCAGGAAAAAAAACGUUUUAAAGCAAGUUUCCAAUAACUUUUUUAAAACCACUUCCAAGAAAAUGCAAUCAAACUUGUGAACCGUAUCGUAAACGCGUCAACUGUGACCUGAAUCAAUAUAAAAUUUCUUGUUUCUAUAUUUUUUACCAGCGUUGGUUUUAUCGAUUUGUAUUUUAUCCUAAAGCAAGGAUUCGAGGAGUGCAGUCAAUUUCAUUUGUGACCAGUAGUAUAUGCUUUUUGUAUCAAUCAGUUAUUAUAAUAUUUUGGUGAAAUUAACUACCAACAACAUUAUUUCUAACUAAUAUACCAUUUAAAAUAAUUACGUUAUUGAGAUUCUUAAUAGGCUUCUGUAGACCAUUGACUUCCGUGAACUCACUGCAAAUUGAAAAUAAAACUUGAAUUUUUAGGUAGCAAAAUGGGACCGUGGAAUGCCGACCUUUUUGGGAACUCUGUUCGAAGAGACGUCAGCACAUCAGAUUUUCCCCUGCUUCGACCACCCUUCUCAGAAGGUCGAAAUCUCUUCAACAGCGAUUCUAAACGAACUGCUUGCAGGCCACGAUGUCGCUCUGCAUCAACCACAAUCCGUCGUUCACGGUUCGGUCCAAUGCCGACGGGCUAGCCGAGCCUUCGCCUGGAAGUACUUGCUUCGCCAAAACCGUUCCCAUCACUGCCCAGCAGUUCGCCUUUGUCGCUUUUGACCGCGUCAGUUUGUCAAAUCUUUUCGAAUCGAAAUGACGCUAUAAACAGAAACACAUGGAGAUACUUUACUUUCCUCUUUUUAUGCGCAUUUAAUUGGGACUCACGGUUCUGCAGUUUUUUGUUUUUGAUUGGCAAACUCUUCUAGUUUAAAUAGAUCAAAAAAGAAAAGGUCCUGAUAAAAACGUUUUGCCUUUCGCGAAGUGUUAAAACACCGAUAUGAUCUUUAAAAAACGAUCACGCCCCGUUUUCAAAAACGAUUAGUGAAAGUACGGUGUACAAAAGAAGGAGGAGUUCUCUCACGAUAAACCUUAGGGAGGUGAACCGCAGAAGUUCCUUUUUUUUUUAACUUUUUGCGCAAUAUACAAAGAAGAAGUUGCAGGCAGAAACGAUGUUCUACAAUCGGACGACCAUCGAUGGAGCUUACAUUCCGGACAUCGAGAUUGUGUUCAGCGUCAAUAAAAACUUCAAACGCGAGAAAAACGAGUGGAUCCACGCAGAAGCCUCCAAAGUCUGACUUUUGUUUCUCUGAAGAAAUGUCGAAGAGCCACGACUUCAGGUGAUCGCCCUACUGACCAAGUGGACGGGCUUCUCUUUCCCUCUCAACAGACUCGUUCUGGUCAGCGCCAACAUUCCGCCCCCAGGUCACUCGUCUCUCGGUGUCAUCACUCUUCCAGUGAGUCGACUUUUUCGAUUGCUUCAUUUUCGGUUGUCAUUUCUACUCAUUUGUGGCCUUCUCCUUCUCUUAAAAAAUAGUUGAAUCGAAAUUUUAAAAUCAGAUGGACGAAGUUUUUUUUCGAAAAAAAAGCCCAGCAUUGUACAAUGAGAUCUACUGACUUUUCGCACACUUUUUUGGUCCCCAAAUUUUUUCAAUAACUCAAAAAAUUCACAAAAAGGAGUUUUUAUUUUACUUCUUCUCAGGGAGCUCUCGUCGAACACCCGAGCUACACGACGACGCACGUCUCACUCGUCAAAGAGAUCAUCGGCCAAUGGCUCGAAGGCGUCGUCACGACGGUCGGCGGAGACGACAACUGCUUCGAGGUGCGUCCUGAACAGUUCUUCGGACAGCCUCAAAAACUGAAAACUUGUUGCACCAACAUAUGGCAACACUCGGCAAAGGCAGAAGCCGAAAGUUGAGAAGGAGAUGUCACGUCGACAUGUGUUAUGAUAGGCCGAUGGCCCACACAUGUUUACGGCUGGUUGAAACGCCGAUUGUAAUGCGGUUUGGCCAUCAAAAUCCCAAUUCUCAUCAAUUCUCAUAUGUCCGCUGCCUAUUAAUCAUCUGCUGAGCACCCAAUGGUUCUGAAUUUUACAAAAUCUUUGCCCGUGCUGCCCAUUCUUUCUUCGAAUUAUUGCUUCUUGACAUCGACUGUAGCUAAAACGCAGAUUUUUCUGACGUUCCGCCAAAGAACAUUACAACGUGCAAAAACGUGCUAAACUUCGCGAAAUACGAUACGGAGUUGCUUUAAAAAAACGUGUUGGAAAACACAUUUUUCUCUGACCUCAAAUCUCUUAGCAGCGACAAUAUAUCUACUCCGAACGAUCACCUAAGAAAAGUUGGGAAGGAUUUGGGCGAAUGGUCUCAAUAACAGACACUCGACCCAUGAGCCAUGAAGUAGAAACUCAAGUAGCCCAACUUCGCCUCGACAAACAACGUCUGGCGAAGACGUCUGGCGACGCGUUGCGCAACGACUCUCAUGUCGAGCAGAGCGCCAGACGGAAUGAGCUCUCGGAGCUUUGCCGAAGAGCAGUUUACGACUGCCGGCUGCACCUUGGCGCUCUUGAGGUCGCCGACCUCUUUUUUCAUUUGGACGGCAAAUCUUUUUCAUCUCAGAAAAAACGACUGUAGACUCACUCAGAAAUGAAUGUUCUCCGUAAUUACAGUAUUUCUAGUAUGCUCUCAGAUAUUUUUCGAUGGUUUUUCCAUUGUUUCCAAACAUUUUUUGGGAGGUUAAGCAUACCAAAGUUUUCAAAAACUCAUCGUUAUCCGUGCUGAUUCACGUUGAAAGUUCUCAUCUUCUUAAGUUAAUAAAACUUCCAAAAAUGUUCCAUAUAAUCCCUGGUUACUGUCGAUUUUCUUAUUUCAUUUUUCUCUAAUUUAAUAUAUAAUUUUCAUGUAAUUUCUUAAAAAGAAAUUGCGUGAGACUAUUAGGAUCGCUAAAAAAAGUUACCUUGAAUGAUUAGUUUUGUCAGAAGAAAUAAAUUGAAAAAGUUUGGCAUCAACCCUGUCGUUGACAAUAUUUUUUUAACUUGAGUGAUUCUUUUAAAUUGAAUAUUUUUUUACUUUACAUACCUUUCCGUAGUUCGGUUAAUAAAUUAAUAUAAUAAAUCGAAAAAGAAAAUCUCGAAAAAAAAACUCACGAAAUGAUCAAGAAGUGGAAACCGGUUUCAGUCAAAAAGUAAAUAGGUUCUGUUUUCAAUUUUUUUUUCUCAGAAAGCCCUGACGACGUACCUUGAGUGGAAAGUGAACGAAAAGCUGCAACUAGUGAAGAAGUCGCGCAAGCAGGAAAUUCUAAACAUCAGGCCCCUCGACCUCAAGGCCGAAACCAAGUCGCCGAGAAUUCUUCGCACCCCUUCUAUCCCCGUAAGUCAAUUAACAGUUGCCUCCGCUGGAAACUUGAAAAAAAGUCUCCAGUAGAACAUUCUGUCGAUAUUCUUGACUUUGUGUCCUGUGCUAAUCAAGUGAAACAAAGUGUAGUUUUUGUGAUGAAGGAAUUUUGCAGGGAGGAAAAUGUGAGGUUCGCUAUGUCGAAGUGUUCUACGCUCUCGACUCAAUUUUCGGAGACGCCACAGUCAUCGGAACCCUCCGCGAGGUCAGAACUCCACUCCAAACCGCAAAAUUUCGUGGUUCUUCAGAUUCUGAACAAACACGCGUUCUCCGUGGCGACUAUUGCUGAUUGGGAGGCUGCCGCCGUCGCCGCUUCUGGUCGUCCCGAAGCAGGUGAACGAAGAUCGGAGGCAUCUCAAUCAACCAUUUUUCGCUUCAGGAACUCUCCUUGCGGAAUGGUUCUCUAGAAAGACGCGACCAGUCCUCCGAGCGACGGUCACGGGACAAGCCAUAGAGUUCGAGGUUUGAUCUGAGAUUCUCGGAACGAGUUCAUUGGAGUUUCCAGCAACUGACGUCGUCCCUUUGGACGGUUCCACUGGAAGUGGCAAGCUCGUCAGGCACUCAGCUGGCGGUGAUCACGGAGAGGAAGCAAGUUUUGCCCUUCCAGUCGCUCGACUAUGUCGUCGUCGAUCCGCAGAGAAAGUCUCCAGCUUUCGUCGUCUAUGAUGUCAGCUUUCCGAGAGAUCUGGCCGAGAAAAGGAUGGAUUCAGGCUGACACCUACGAGCGUCUGAUGCACUGCUUCGACGACAAGGGCCGGUGUCCUUCGACAGAAGUCGGAGGGGUCCUGACGGACCUCGGCGCGGCAUUGUUGGCCAAUCACUUGCCGGCUCCCGAGCCGCGCGAUGUUCCAAAGUGGAAAGCUUUGUUCACGGUAGGUCUUAGCUUUUAUCAGACAACUUUGACGGUCGUCUCGAUUUUUAACUUUUUUUUUAUUAAUAAAAAAUGGAUACGUCUGAAAAGGACAUUGCUCAUAGAGAAAAAAAUACUAAGAGAAGAUCCGACAAAUAAGGCGUUUUGAACAAAAUCAUCGAACUCGGAAAGAAAUGUUUGUUAAUGAUAAGUUUCACUUGAAUAUUUGCUCAAGAAUCUGGAGCAAGAAACGGUGUUGGGAAUUUCAGUUCAUGACGCGGAAAAAGCUGGUCUCUGGAGACGCGGCGUGUUGUGUGCAGCACGCGAUCCGGCAAAUGUCCGACGCUCAGUGCACGUGGGUCAUCAACGACACCUGCAUGCUCCUCGACAUGAACAAGGCGCUCGUCAGCGCUGCUUGA